AUGUCUGGUGAUAUCGCGUAUUCUCCCGACGGCACUCGGCUUGCGGUAGCGAGUAGUAUCGGUAUUUGGCUGUACGAUACGGAGACCCAUCAAGAGGUCGCGCUGCUCACAGGGCAUACGGAUUGGGUCAUUAGUGUAUCGUUCAGUCCCGAUGGUAACACUGUCGCCAGUGGGAGUUGGGACAAGACGGUGCGGUUGUGGGACGCUGCUACGGGAGAGGAGCACGCGACUCUUAUGGGGCAUACGGAUUGGGUCACUAGUGUAGUGUUUAGUCCCGACGGUGGUACGGUCGCCAGUGGGAGUUGGGACAGUACGGUUCGUCUAUGGGAUGCUGUAACGGGCGAGGAGAAAGCGACGUUGAGAGGGCAUACGGGGUUUGUCAAUAGUGUAUCGUUCAGCUCCGAUGGUAGUACACUCGCCAGUGGGAGUUGGGACAGUACGGUUCGUCUAUGGGAUGCUGUAACGGGCGAGGAGAAAGCGACGUUGAGAGGGCAUACGGGGUUUGUCAAUAGUGUAUCGUUCAGUCCCGAUGGUAGCACUGUCGCUAGUGGGAGUAGGGACAGUACGGUUCGUUUAUGGGAUGCUGACACCGUUACGGGCGAGGAGAAAGCGACGUUGAGGGGGCAUACGGGGUUUGUCAAUAGUGUAUCGUUUAGUCCCGGCGGUAAUACACUCGCCAGUGGGAGUAGUGACAACACGGUUCGUUUAUGGGAUGCUGUGACGGGCGAGGAGAAAGCGACGUUGAGGGGACAUACGGAGGUUGUCUCUAGUGUAUCGUUCAGUCCCGAUGGUAGCACUGUCGCCAGUGGGAGUUGGGACAGUACGGUUCGUCUAUGGGAUGCUGUGACGGGCGAGGAGAAAGCGACCCUUGCAGGACAUACAGGGUUUGUCAAGAGUGUAUCGUUCAGUCCUGAUGGUAGCACCCUCGCUAGUGGGAGUUCGGAUGGCACAAUUCUCCUAUGGGAGGUUAUACCUGCUCCAUCAGAGCCGGAAAAAAUCGCAGGCGAUAUCAACCGCGAUGGCGUGGUCAACAUCUCUGAUUUACUGUUCGUUGCCAAGGCACUUGGCAGAACCGAACCGAAUGAUGCCGAUGUCAACGGCGAUGGUGCUAUCAACAUCCUUGAUUUGGUACUUGUUGCCUCAACCUUUGGUAACACAGCAGCCGCGCCUUUAGCGCGCGCACAGAUAGUGUCCACCCUCACCGCUGCCGAUGUCGAGAGAUGGUUGACACAAGCGGAGCAAGUGGCACUGACAGAUCCCGCCUACCUACGCGGCAUUGCCGUGCUGGAACAACUCCUCUCUAUGUUGACACCGAAGGAAACCAUCUUAUUGCCCAACUAUCCCAACCCGUUCAACCCGGAAACAUGGAUACCGUAUCAUCUGGCAAAUGCCAGCGAUGUGCAGAUCUCAAUCUACGACACCAACGGUGCGUUAGUGCGUCAAUUGGAUCUGGGUCAUCAGCAGGCUGGCUAUUACACGAAUCGAAGCCGUGCCCGUGUAUUGGGAUGGACGCAACGAGUUCGGUGA
Messenger RNA from Geodia barretti, 1527 nucleotides. The record is from the annotation of a GenBank genome assembly. NCBI's taxonomy places the organism in Eukaryota, Metazoa, Porifera, Demospongiae, Tetractinellida, Geodiidae.